This is a messenger RNA of Salvelinus sp. IW2-2015, 837 nucleotides long. RefSeq lists its product as uncharacterized. The record is from RefSeq and is a predicted model, not a curated record. Gene Ontology annotation, molecular function: nucleic acid binding. NCBI's taxonomy places the organism in Eukaryota, Metazoa, Chordata, Actinopteri, Salmoniformes, Salmonidae.
UCUACUGGAGACAUUUCAACAAUACUGGUAGACUUGGGGAUUUUGGUCACGGACAGUGCUAUUCGCUAUCAUCAGAUGCCUGUGCUACGCCGAACACGAAAUUCCAGGAAAAUGAACAGUGAGACUCUUCAAGCCAUCGAUCCACUGAUGGCUGGUGAUGAUAAUAAUCUAUCGACAAAUGCCAUGUGGAAUCUGCUGGAAACACAACACGGCAAAAAAAACGUUCUAAGCAUAGUCAUGAGACAGUUGCAGAAACUUCAGUGGGCUUAUGGAACGGCUCGUUUCAACACAAGGAUUCGUCUGACAAACAAACAACWUCGCAUGGUGCAGGCCUAUGCGUGGAUCAAUCCGCUCAAACUCCAUGUGUGGAGAGCAAUUCGUCGCCAGGGACCAGGCCCAUAUUGGAUUUUUGAUGGUUUCUUUGAGGUAGAAAUCAUCAAGAGAUAUGCUGGGCCCUAUGUCAGAGAGGUGUUUCUGGGACCACAUCGUUCCUUUCAAGACAAUCACCCAACACACACUGCCGCACGGGUUUGCAUUGCAAAUGAGGGCAUCAACUGGUUCGMGACACCAGCAGAGUCUCCUGAUUUAAACCCCAUCAAACUGGUUUGGCGUCAACUGAAAACAUUCAUCCGUAMCUCUGCCAAGCCUACAAGCAAAGGUGAACUGGUGAAGGCCAUCAAGACRUUUUGUUUUGAGAAACUGACGAUACAACRWUGCAACAAAUACAUUGAUCAUCUCAGCAAGGUUUUACCCKUMGUCGUGGAGCUGAAGGGAAGUGCAACUAAAAUGUAGCUGAGAUGUACAGUAAUUGAAAUAAACAUCUGCAUUUUAAAAGUC